Molecule: messenger RNA, 1774 nt
Organism: Hibiscus syriacus
Lineage: Eukaryota; Viridiplantae; Streptophyta; Magnoliopsida; Malvales; Malvaceae
Product: apyrase 2-like
Exons: 9
Coding region: 94-1584 (496 amino acids)
Biological process (GO): nucleoside diphosphate catabolic process
Cellular component (GO): membrane
Molecular function (GO): nucleoside diphosphate phosphatase activity
Source: RefSeq, a predicted model, not a curated record
UCGUAGAUUGCUUAUUUCCAUUAUUUUAUUUUCUUAAUUAAGGUUAAAAAUCCUAUAAAUUUGAAGCUUCUCAAAUCCAGAAUACUGGAAGAUAUGGAGUCAUUACACGAGCCCUUUAUGAACCGAGGCUCGAUAUCCCCUACCGGAAACGGCACCACCGAUCACCUUGAGAAGAUGAAGCUUACGAAGGCGAGUCCCGACUCCGUCUCUGAUAAGAUCGAAAGAUAUCGAGGCGCUUUGUUGGUGAUCUCCAUCCCUGUGUUGGUCAUAAUGUUGGUGGUGUACGCUAUGCCGGGGAAAUCGGCGCAUGAUGCGACGGUGCUGAAGGAGAUUGAGCUUCUUAGCAGGAAGGUCGGGGUGAGUUACAGAGGGGAUAGGCAAUAUGCGGUGAUAUUUGAUGCGGGGAGUUCCGGGAGUCGGGUUCAUGUUUAUUGUUUCGAUCGCAAUUUGGAUCUUGUUCCAAUUGGCUCUGAAUUAGAGAUUUUUGAACAGAUCAAACCUGGUUUGAGCUCCUAUGCAAAUGAUCCACAGGCUGCAGCAGAUUCGUUAAUUUCUCUUCUUGAAAAGGCGGAAAGUGCUGUGCCAGUAGAUUUGCGAUCAAAAACUCCCGUCAGAGUUGGGGCAACUGCAGGUCUGAGGGCAUUAGAAGGCAAUGCAGCUGACAGAAUUUUGCAAGCGGUUAGAGAUCUUCUGAAAGAUAGAAGCACUCUCAAGUCUGAUGCAAAUGGUGUCAGAAUUCUGGAUGGAUCUCAAGAAGGUUCUUAUGCGUGGGUGACAAUAAAUUACCUAUUGGGGAAUUUGGGAGGGACAUACAAAGACACAGUGGGCAUAGUUGAUCUUGGUGGUGGAUCUGUGCAAAUGGCAUAUGCCAUCUCCAAGGAUGCUGCUUCAAAGGCUCCAAGUGCACCAGAUGGAGAGGACAAUUAUGUAAACCAAAUGUACCUAAAGGGAUCAAAAUAUUACCUCUAUAUUCACAGUUAUUUGAACUAUGGCCUAUUGGCAGCUCGAGCAGAAAUUUUGAAGGCAUCUGAUGAAUCUGGUAACCCUUGCAUCUUGGAGGGUUUUGAUGGUUCUUAUGCAUAUAACGGAAAAGAAUAUAAAGCAUCAGCUCCUUCAUCGGGGACAAACAUGGAAGAAUGCAGGAGGGUGAUUCUGAAGGCUCUUAAAAUAAAUGAUACAUGUACAUAUAUGAAGUGCACAUUUGGUGGUAUUUGGAAUGGAGGAGGUGGAGAUGGACAGAAGAAUCUGUUCGUCGCUUCGUUUUUCUUCGACAGGGCAGCUCAGGCCGGUUUCAUUAAAGCUGCUGAUCAUGUUGCAAUUGUUAAGCCUCAUGCUUUUGCAGACGCUGCUAAACGUGCUUGCGGAACCAAUUACGCAGACACUAAAGUGACAUUCCCGGAUUUGGGUGAGGGUGACUUGGCAUACAUUUGCAUGGACCUAGUUUAUCAGUACACCCUGCUGAUUGAUGGAUUUGGCCUUGAUCCCUACCAAGAUAUUACAUUGGUAAGGCAAGUGAAAUAUGGCAAUUCCUAUGUGGAAGCUGCUUGGCCACUAGGCAGUGCCAUCGAGGCCGUAUCAUCUUGAAGCAGAAUUUCAGGUAAUAAAGCUGUAGGUGGCCAUGUUCAGGUUUGAAAUCGGAUGUUGGAAGGAAUAAAGGAAGAGAAUGUAUUUGUAGUUACAUUAUUUUCCGUCGGAACUGAACAAACAGAUUAUAUUAAUAUCAGUGUGGUUGUAUCUGUAAUAUCUUUGUCAGUGAAAAAACUCAUGUCUCAAA